Aspergillus ibericus CBS 121593 is the source of this 1140-nucleotide messenger RNA. Its product is annotated as type 1 glutamine amidotransferase. The transcript has a single exon. The coding region runs from base 94 to 1140 and encodes 348 amino acids. Gene Ontology annotation, cellular component: cytosol; nucleus. NCBI's taxonomy places the organism in Eukaryota, Fungi, Ascomycota, Eurotiomycetes, Eurotiales, Aspergillaceae. The record is from RefSeq and is a predicted model, not a curated record.
CAUACAUACCCUCUCCCUCAUCCAAACCAACAGACACACAGAGAGAGAGAGAUCCAGUCACACAUCUCAUAAAUAUCAAGAACAAAAACAAAGAUGAGAACUAUUCACAUCGCCAUCCUCGACACUGACGUCCCCGUCCCAACCAUCUACACUACCCGCGGUCUCUACAGUACCCAAUUCCAUGCUCUUCUCGCCGCAGCCACCACCCGUCUCAACCAACAUUCUUCCUCGGAGGAGGAGAAGGAGAUUCGCAUCCACACGACCGCCUACGACGCCGUCGGUGGCCACCUCCCCUCCUUCUCCAGCCUACUCACCACCCCCUCCCAUCCACCACCUAACCCUAAAGAAGAGGGGGCGGUAAACCCCCUCACCAUCCCCAUCUCCGCCCUCCUGAUCACCGGCUCCGCGGCCUCAGUCUACGACCCUACCCUCCCCUGGAUCCCCCCCUUAAUCGAUUUCCUGAGAACAGUAUAUGAGAACUACCCCCGGGUGAAGCUCUUCGGGAGUUGUUUCGGACAUCAGCUUAUUGCGUACUCUCUUCUUUCUACUUCCUCUGCUACGGGAGCAAAAAAGGGGAACGUGCGGGUCGAACGUUGUCCCCUCGGCAUGGAAAUCGGAUUAGCGAGGGUGACACUCUCCUCGGGGUUCGUGGAUGCGUUUCCCUGCUUGAAAGGGACGAAGGAGUGGAGGGUGCAGAUGGUGCAUGGGGAUUGGGUGGCCUCCUCGUUAUUAUCUUCGGAGGAGGGGGGGGGGGAGGGGGACGCGCUACCAGCCCCGUGGGUGAAUAUUGGGUCGACGGACCAGUGUCCCAUUCAGGGAUUGUAUGCUCCGGGCAGGGUGUUGUCGUAUCAGGGCCAUUUUGAGUUCGAUUCGGUGGUCAAUCGGGAAACCUGUGUGGAGUUUGGGAGGCGGUUGGGGUGGACGGAGGAAUCUCUUCAGCAAUAUGUGGAGGCGAUUGGGGAGGUGGAUGGCGAGGGGGAUGAUUCCAAGGUGGCGGCCGAAGUGGUGGUGCGAUUCCUGGCGGGAGAGGAUGAACCCACCGAGUACCUGUCCCCGGCAGAAAAAGCCGGGCUAAAAGAAAAGCUGGCAUCUACUCUCAGCCUCAUCGGCCAGUUGAUCAGUUGGUCGACCAGAACCUAA